This is a messenger RNA of Diversispora eburnea, 446 nucleotides long. Lineage: Eukaryota; Fungi; Glomeromycota; Glomeromycetes; Diversisporales; Diversisporaceae. The record is from the annotation of a GenBank genome assembly.
ACUCUAAUCUCCAAGACUAUUAUCUCAUUGUGGACAAAGAAACCAACGAUGCUUACUUCUGCUUCAACAAAGCCGUCAAAGAUGGUUGGAAUGACCUAGUCCAAAACUAUGAACAAAUUACUGAAGUAGAACUAGAAUUUGAAACCAAUGAGCGAGGGAAUAAGAAAGUAAUUAGACUACCGGAAAAUGCUACUACUCUUGAAAAGGCUAAAUAUGAACUGUGCGAAAAGAUAUUAGGUUAUCAGCAAGAAAAUAAUAUCAGUGAUAAAGAAUUAGCUCAAAAAAUCCAUUUAACCACUGGGGAAACCAAAGAUAUCUUAUACUGUCAUAUCGAUUACUUUACCCUAGACCGCUUAAUAACCUAUGCCGGUCGCCUUUUUGCUCCGCGAGAGAUAAAAGUGAUUGUCGAACCUAAAAAAGAUAACUUACAUGCCCGAACUGUUUAA